AAUUGACUGAUUGAUUGAUUGAACAAAGAGAAAAAAUCACUCGUUCUACUGUCCGCCUGACGCAGCAUUUCGGCGCGAGAACAAAACGCCGUUCCACACUUUUCGCAUUCAUCAUUUCAGAUGUGUGAGGAAAGCCAAACUAGGUUUACAUGUAAAAUUCUACAGGCUCUCUGGUUUUAAGCUGCAUAACUGUGCUACUUUACGCUUGAAUUGUAGGGCAAAUUCCUGAAAAUGCGCAGAGGAGGUUACGUUCCAUGCCUGGAGUACAAGUCUGCGGACGGUGCCUGGUACGAAGUUUCGCUGAAGCUUGAAAAUGAUAAGCUCAUAAUUCACUUUGAAGGAGAUUUCGCUGGAGCUCGCGAUGAAGAAUUUUCUUUGGAAAAUGUUAAAGAUUUGCAGGAGUUGGAGGCGGCAUUUCGGCUGCCUUCGAGACAGCUGAUUGACAAGGAAUGUGAAAAGGUGACGCCCGGAAUGGUGGUGUGCGCGUCUCAUACCGGCGUGGAUAGGAGGACUUUUGAUGCAAGGGUUGAAAAGGUCACUGGGUCGAAAGUCAAACAUAUCUCUGUGGAUGGAGAGGAGCAAUGUAACUGUAUCUAUGAAGUUUUAUGGCUUGCUGGUCCAUAUGAAAGGGAAAGGACGUCCAUAUAUUGUGAGAAUAUCUAUUUAUUACAGUCUAAGAAAAUUCAAAGUCACCCUGUAAUUAAGGGUGUUGUAAUAUAUUUAGAAAAUAGAAAGGAUUAUAAGUCACAAGUAGCUGUUGAAAAUUCUUCACAAACAAAUACAGAAAAAAUAGGCGACACCAUUAGUAGGCCUUUGAACUCUCAAGUAACAAUACUGUCUGAAAAUACAGUGAGGAUUAUGAAUAGCUGUUGGCCUGUUGGAGCUAGACAGGUGAUAGACAUUGAAGAAGAGUCAGGAGAAUUGAAGUCGACACCAACAAAUUUGAAGGAAACGGAAGAUCUUGAGGAAGGUUUCAACCAUAAAUUGAAUAUUAAAAGCAAUAUUCUCCAGAAACUAUUUUCCAAUGAUGAUAAACCUGAAUGCCUUGUUCAGCAUAUGAUAUAUGGCAUACCAGGAAACUGUGUUUUGAAUGGAGAAGACACAGAUAGUAACUUGUGUUCUCCAAAACAGGAAAACAGCCGCACUGUAGCUGCAGUGUGUAAAUCAGAAGGCGAUUUUUCUGAAAGGGAUUUGAGUGCAUGUAUGCAUUCUCUUAUGGGAGAUGCCAAGGGUGGGUCUGGAGGCUGGAUUGAUGAUGACUCUCCCAGUCUGGGGAAGAAUUGUGAUGGCAAUGUAGUAGGUAAUAGUGAUAGUGACUGUCCCCAUUUCUCUACGACUGGGGAUGCGGAUCUUGUGAACAGAAAUAAAGAAUUCUCAGAAGAUUGGUCAGCAAGAUUAGGUAAUUGUAAUAAAAGUCCAUCUCAUGUGAUAAUUGAAGAUGAGAGUGCAGACAUGCAAAAAACUGAUAUUGUAAUCGUGUGUCCUUCAAACAUGAAAGUACAGAGAAAUUUGGAUUUAGCCAAGAAUGAGGGGGUCAUGAAUGCUUGCACUGUUUUCUCUGAGGGUAGAAGUGAAGAACCCAAGUUCACAAGCAAGUUUGCUAACAAUAGUUCUAUUCAAAACUGUGGUAGAAACACUGGAUGUGAACCAUGCUUGACACUUAAAAAGAGGAAGGAUCCCUUUUCAUCAGACUUUUAUGCCUGUGAAGAUAUUAAGAAUGACAAAGUGAAGAAAUCUGGCAUGGACGUAGAUGUUUGCAUUUCAGAUUCUAUGGGGAAGCCCCAAAGAAAACAACCCAGAGAUGACAACAGCAAUUCAGUCAAGAAUAAGAUAAAAGAGAAUAUUUCUUGUGAAAAGGAGCCAGGAGACAUGGUUAAAAACAGUGACGCUCUUGUCAAAGCAGAACUGCAAUGUAAAUAUGUACAUCAUUCUCCUACAGGAUUACAUGGUUUUCACGCAGAUCUUUCGCAUGAUGGUUAUAAACACCAUUGUUAUUUUAAGAAUUGUUGCCCAUGCUGUACCCAUUUUCAUUUGAGCCAUGAGUACUGUGCAGAAUGUGUCAGAUAUAUUUGCGGUGUGGUUGGUAAAGCUCCUCAUUAUUCUAGUCAAGUGGUAUGUACUGGAUGCUGCCCAUUUAGCUUGAAGCAGGCUGUGGAACAGAUUUCUAUGAAUUUUUGUCAACCUAGAAGAGAAGAAGAGUUUCAGGACCAGCACAAUUUAUUUUCUUCCUCACAUGUUAUCUUGUUAGAGAAUUUGGACAAAGAUGUGAACCCAUCAGAUGUAUUAAGUAUCAUUCAACAGGCAGGUGUGGAUUUUGUAAAGGUGUAUGUCUCACCACCUCAAGGUUUCCAAAAUUUUACGAGAGGCAUUGUUUGCUUUGAAGAUCAGGAAAACUUCCAAAGGGUGUCUGCAUAUUUGCAGAAUGAAAAUAUUAUAGUCACGUCUUCAAAUGGAAGACCAUGGGUGGUUAUAGAUGCAGGGAAUGGGUUAUCUGAAGGUUCCUUUGGAGGGUUCACUACAGGGCCCAAGUGCUAUGAAGUUUCAUCUAACAAGGUCCAGAUUUGUCGGAGAGGUACCCCUGAGUAUGAGAGUGCAAAGAAGUUAAGAGACAAGUUUUUGGAGUGGUGGGAACAUGUAAAGCUAUUACACCAAGCAUUAGCUAACAAGGAAACUGCACUAUGAUCAUUAAUAAUCCAUAUGAAGAGAGGCUUCCGAUCACAGCACAACUUGAGAGGAUCCUGGUUUUUAUAUUGUAAUAGUAUUCUGUUCUAGCAGAGAUUGAAUGGAGUUGGUCAAUCGCUAUGGAUAUUUUGGAUGCAAAACAAAUUGGAAGUGUAUCAUUCAUCGUCAAUUCUUAUUAGAUGCAAGCAACUUUCUCAAAUUUUUGAAGUGAUAUUGGCUGGUCAGUUUGUUACAAAGCAGAACUAACUUCCAGAAAAUCUAUGCUCAAGGCUGAGUCUAAGGUUUCAUUUUUGAAAGACACCGAUACCUUCAUUUUUUUGUAUACAUGAUUCAGUCAAUGUAAAGUGAUUUCUUUCUAUGGAUUUUUAAGUGAGAUUGACUGGGCAUUUGCCUGUAAAGUAGAAUUCAGAUGCCAAGUAUAUUUAAUUCAAAAGGAUGUACUAAGAGUCUAAUCACUAACAUGAACGUUGUAUUUUUGUAUUGAAGUAUAUAAUUGAAGUUUAUA
Messenger RNA from Cryptomeria japonica (Japanese cedar), 3187 nucleotides. RefSeq lists its product as uncharacterized. Bases 232 to 2682 code for a protein of 816 amino acids. NCBI's taxonomy places the organism in Eukaryota, Viridiplantae, Streptophyta, Pinopsida, Cupressales, Cupressaceae. The record is from RefSeq and is a predicted model, not a curated record. Gene Ontology annotation, molecular function: chromatin binding; nucleic acid binding. The transcript has 4 exons.